Molecule: messenger RNA, 1741 nt
Organism: Nanorana parkeri
Lineage: Eukaryota; Metazoa; Chordata; Amphibia; Anura; Dicroglossidae
Gene: NEIL3
Product: nei like DNA glycosylase 3
Exons: 10
Coding region: 20-1741 (573 amino acids)
Biological process (GO): base-excision repair
Cellular component (GO): nucleus
Molecular function (GO): DNA-(apurinic or apyrimidinic site) endonuclease activity; damaged DNA binding; zinc ion binding
Source: RefSeq, a predicted model, not a curated record
GGGGAUACACAGUGACAGAAUGGUGGAGGGUCCGGGAUGUACUCUGAACGGGGAGAAGAUCCGGGCUCGGGUCACCAGGGGUCAGGGUGUCCGAGAGCUCCGGGGGAGCGCUGUGAGAGGCACGUCACAGAAGUCCCCAAGCAAUGCAUUAUCUAUCCCCAGCACCUGCAUUCUAAUGUCUUUGAUUUCCUGCACGUAUACUGGAGUGCAGACAUUGGGAAAAGAACUCUUCAUUUAUUUUGAGGCAAAAGCGUUAAGAGUUCAUUUUGGAAUGAAUGGAUCAAUGCGCAUUAAUCCAGCAGAGAGAAAGGAUAGAAGCGGAGCUCCAGCAGUUCUAGAAGUGCAGCUCACCAAGGAUUUGAUUUGCUUUUAUGAUUCCACAGUGGAUGUCAGGAACGCUUUAGAGUGUCAGGAAAAAGUGCGGUUAUUUGAAGAUUUAGAUAUGUGCUCCUCGAAGUUCAGCUUCUCUAGAGCAGCGUGUGAGGUUAAGAAGCAGGGAUGUCGGAUGCUGUGUGACGUGCUCCUUGAUCAAGCAGUGCUCCCUGGAGUUGGCAACAUUAUCAAAAACGAAGCCCUAUUUGAUAGCGGCCUACAUCCAGCCAUACAGGCUGGUUUACUAACAGAUGGACAGAUUAGCCAUCUGGUGAAGAUGACACGUGACUUUACGCUCCUCUUUUAUAAGUGCAGAAAGAAUGGAUCGGCUCUUUACAAGCAUUACAAAGUGUACUCAAAACCUAACUGCGGCCAGUGUGGUACAAAGAUCACAGUGUGUCGUCUGGGAGAGCACAACAGAAUGACCUAUUUUUGCUCAAAGUGCCAAAAGGAUAAACCUCAGCAGCUUGAUGUGAGUAAACUUCCCAAAAGAAACAGUCUUAUUGGAUGGGCCUGUAGACAGGAGUCACAAGACGAAGUGGCCAGAAGUGAUGAAGAACAUUGGGCAUGCCAAGUCUGCACACUCAUUAACAAGCCUUCAGACGUGAAAUGUGAUGCAUGCCUAACUCCUAGACCACAAGCAACGUCCGCUAUUGAAAAUGAUGGCUAUGAUACAGACCUGAUCAAGUAUCCAUGUAAUAAUUUUGGAAUUCCAUUGUCUGAAAUUAAGAUAAACCGAAAAACAGCUUUUGGUCAUACAACAUUGGUACUUAGUGAUUUUAGUACCAAGACUAAUGUUGAUAAUAAUGAAGAUCAUAAGCAGGUCUCUUCUUUGGAGAUGUUGGUCAGUGCCUGCAGCAACACACUUCAUGUCUCAAAUAAGAGGAGAAGCAUUGAAACCGAACAGCGGAUUGAUACCGUAAAUGCCGUGCAUAGCAGUUCCGGAGUUUCAGCUUCAUUUGUCCAGCAAGAGAAGAGACGGAAGACUGAUAAUAUGACACAAAAUUUCCGAAAUGAAGCCAACGCGCCUGUCAGCUCUCCUCGAGUUAAUCAGACCGGGGGAACCUCUUCUCCACAUGCCAGCAGCACGCUUUGCAGUAAGCACAAACGACCCUGUGCUCUCCAUGUUGUCAGGAAGGAUGGACAGAAUAAAGGAAGACAGUUUUAUAGUUGUUCUCUGCCCAGGGAAAGUCGGUGUGAAUUUUUUGAAUGGGCUGACCUUCAUUUUCCAUUUUGCAAGCAUGGAAAGCGCUGUAUAAUGAGAACGGUACUUAAGAUUGGUCCAAACAAUGGUAAAAACUUUUAUGUCUGUCCUUCAGGCAGAGAUAAACAGUGUGAUUUCUUUGAAUGGGCUAAAGAGUCAGACUAA